Messenger RNA from Fonsecaea monophora, 798 nucleotides. Its product is annotated as 6-phosphogluconolactonase. Lineage: Eukaryota; Fungi; Ascomycota; Eurotiomycetes; Chaetothyriales; Herpotrichiellaceae. The transcript has a single exon. Bases 1 to 798 code for a protein of 265 amino acids. Gene Ontology annotation, biological process: carbohydrate metabolic process; pentose-phosphate shunt. Gene Ontology annotation, molecular function: 6-phosphogluconolactonase activity. The record is from RefSeq and is a predicted model, not a curated record.
AUGGGCAAACAACCCAACCUCUUUAGCUACCCCACAGUCGACGAGGUCGCUGCGCAUCUGCGCGUUUAUAUCCUCUCCUGCCAAAAGACGGCACUUCACCGACACGAUUGCUUCAAAGUCGCUGUUUCAGGCGGCAGUCUUCCCGCAACCCUUGCAAAGGCGCUCCUUACGCCAGGUCACCAAGAAGACCCCGCACUCGGGCCACAAUUUUCGAAAUGGCAAAUCUUCUUCGCAGACGAACGAGCCGUACCUUUCGAUGACAAGGACAGUAAUUACGGGUUAUUGAAGAAAGAACUUCUCGAUAAAAUCCCGUCCGAGCAAGGGACGCCCGCUGUCCAUCCUAUCGAUGUGACGCAGCUCGGCAACACCCAGGAGCUGGCGGACCGGUAUCAAGAAGUCCUCAUGUCAACAUUUGCCAGCAAGGAUUCUGUGAAAGUGCCCAUCUUUGAUCUAAUCCUCUUGGGUUGUGGACCGGACGGCCACACAUGUAGUUUGUUUCCCGGCCACGAACUGCUGCGAGAAGCAGACGCUUGGGUGGCUGCAAUCGAAGACAGCCCGAAACCGCCGCCAAAAAGGAUCACCUUGACUUUGCCCGUGUUGACACAUGCUCACAAGAUUGCGUUUGUCGCCACUGGAGGUGAGAAGAAAGGAAUUUUGAAGAAGAUCCUAGAAGCGGACGAUGAGGGAAGAAGCCUACCUUGUGGGCUGGUCAAUGAAGGCGGCGGGGAGAAGGUCAGCUGGUUCACAGAUGAUGCAGCAGUGGAAGGAGUGGCAUUCCCUAGGAGGGGCAGCCUGUGA